AUGACAUCUCAAAUCAAAACUUGGGAAGCACUUACCUAUCAAUGGAAGGUUUGGAAAUUCUUCGGUCUUGUACCUCCACAGGAAGGGUCCAUUUGGCGAUUACCAUACAAAAUCUUGAAUUGCUUUCAAUCGCAAAAUGUUUCUGAAUUCUGUGAUAAUUUCUAUUUAACAAUUACCGUCGUUGUUUGUACUUUAAAAGUUUUGAAUGUUUACUUAUCUAUUAACAAAUUAUUGAAAGUACGACCAAUACUCGAAGAGUUGGAUAAAAGAGCAAAAAGUCAAGCAGAAGAUGACAUAUUGCUAAAGGGUAAAAAAGAUGCUAAGGAAUGUUUAAUGUUCUACGUACGCGUUUGCUUUUUGACGUACAUUACAGGCAACUUAAUCGUGUAUUUAUCAAAUGAACGAAGGCUUAUGUAUCCAGCAUGGUAUCCCUGGAAUUGGAAGAAUUCUUUUAAAUAUUAUGCUAUAAGCUAUAUAUAUCAGUUAUAUGCACUAACAGCGUUCGCUGUUAUGGAAUGUAUAAAUGCAACAUAUGCUUCGAUGCAUAUGCGUCUAUUAUCAGCUCAUAUUGGAGCUCUGGGAAUACGAAUCCAAAACAUAGGUUGGCAAGAGAAUACAAUUGGAAAUAAUGAAUUUGAUUUCAAACAACAUGAAGAAAAUGUAUACGCUGAACUUAUCAAUUGCAUAAAAGAACAUGAAAUUAUCGUAAAACUAUUUAAAAUUACCGAAAGUACAAUAAGUAGUACAUUCCUGAUUCAAUUUAUUAGUACUGGCCUGGCGCAAUGUACUUUAGGAGUGUUUUUUCUGUAUCAUGGCUUCAGCGUUGAUAUGAAUUUAUUGAAUAUUAUAUUUUUCUUUAUAGCAGUUAGUUACAUGACAUUCAACUUGUGUUACUAUGGCACUCAACUUCAGGAUGAGUUUCAAAAUCUGAAUGCAGCGUUAUACUCCUGCAAUUGGAUGGAUCAAAACAAAAAGUUCAAAAAAUCGUUGUUAUUUCUUUUGCACAGAUCGCAAAUAUACGACAACAUAAAUGCUUAUAUUUUACCAAUUACUUUACCGACGUUUUUAAAGGGUUAG
Molecule: messenger RNA, 1077 nt
Organism: Teleopsis dalmanni
Lineage: Eukaryota; Metazoa; Arthropoda; Insecta; Diptera; Diopsidae
Product: odorant receptor 2a-like
Exons: 4
Coding region: 1-1077 (358 amino acids)
Biological process (GO): detection of chemical stimulus involved in sensory perception of smell; sensory perception of smell
Cellular component (GO): plasma membrane
Molecular function (GO): olfactory receptor activity; odorant binding
Source: RefSeq, a predicted model, not a curated record